AUGCCCCUCGUCGCGAGCCACAUUACCCCCAACAUGACAGUGACACUGCCUGUGCACUCCUCCAGGUUCCGUUUCCAUCAUUCCCCCGCGAAGACCUCAAUUAAAGGCAUCGCAUCAACUCCACGCCCGUUGUUUGGCGUGGCCACAACGUCCACUGCCAUCCCGGGAUACGAUUCCAAAGCCGUUACUGGGUGCAAGCGGAAGGCGGUGUUGGACGACCACUGGGAAUAUGAGCAGGCCGCUCAGAAGAGGCAAAAGGUCGAACAAGAAGUCAAAGACCUGACAGCCGCAGACCUGACACCUUACUUUGAGGUAUCCUCGAGAAUCAUUGCGAGGUCAAGCGACGCGUCAGCGUCAACACAAGACGCUACCCAGGUGGGCAAGUGCGUGUGGCCACCGAUGAACGCUGAGCAUCCAAUGGCCGCGACACAAGAUUAUGUGCCGCUAGAGAUAUACGGUAAGCGGCACAUGCGUGAAGGCCUAGCACGAGACUUCCCGGGAGCAUACGCCAUGGAAUCGACGCACCUUCCACCUACCGAGCUCCCCAUAGAAGAAUAUCCAAGCUCAAUACCUUUGGAGCUGGACGAUCUUAUGGAUGAGUGUGAGGACGACCAAUUUCCGGAGGUAGAAGCAUUUUUUCAGGAUGCUUGUGAGGAUGUGCAAUCCUCGGAGGUCGAGGAGUUUCUUCGGGAUGCCUGUGAGGACGUGCAAUCCUCGGAGGUGGAAGAUUUUUUUUGGGAUGCCUGCGCGGACGUGCAAUAUGCGGAGGAAGAUUUCCUUUCGGAUGCCUGUGAAGACAUACAGCCAUCUCCGCUGGCUUCCCCCGAAGUGGAACAGGUGACAAGUGAAAGUCCCACACAACAAAAACACUGGAAACGAGAUAAUUGCUCGCUGUGGAAGAAGGCAUGCAGGACUCGAGUCAAAACCAUGAUCAAAAUAUUUGGCCAGGCCUCCGUAUGCGAGGCUGCAGUUAGUGAGGCCUCGGCGGCAUCCUGCAUGCAGCAUAUCUGCAGCCACCGGUGGGAAGAGAUGGACAGUGUUUGCUCGGAUGACUCCGGGUACGAGAGUGACGUGGAGGACAACAAGGGGUCUGUCGCCAACAAUGGAUCUGUAGCCCCAAGGUACCUUCCAUGCACAGAGUUCGACAGUCUACGGGACAGGGCUGCUGCAUGUGGCCGCCUCCCUCCCUUAUUGGCAAUCCCUUGUCGGCUGUUCGAGUACGCGGAUGUCAUCCUGCAUGGUACACCGACGCGGACGCCAGAAUGGGCUAGAGGCAACUUAGUAGAGGAAAAGAAGAAGAGGGAUGAAAGGAAGAAAGAGAUAUUGGCCAAUGCCCUCGCCUCAUUCACGCCAUGA
Sparassis crispa is the source of this 1356-nucleotide messenger RNA. RefSeq lists its product as hypothetical. NCBI's taxonomy places the organism in Eukaryota, Fungi, Basidiomycota, Agaricomycetes, Polyporales, Sparassidaceae. The record is from RefSeq and is a predicted model, not a curated record. The coding region runs from base 1 to 1356 and encodes 451 amino acids. The transcript is spliced from 4 exons.